AUGGCAGCAAAAGAGGCAUUCAACGCCUCAACAACCGAGGAUGUCGCCCUCGAACACAUGGGCUACCAACAAGAAUUCAAGCGCUCAUUCGGACUAUUAGACAUGGUUGGAUUCAGCUUCAGCAUCGUAACAUGCUGGACAGCUCUAAGCGGAGUAUUCAUCAUCGGCGUCGGAGCAGGCGGUCCACCAGUGAUGAUCUUCGGCUGGAUAGGAGUCUGCAUAUUCACCAUCUUUAUCGCACUAGCCAUGGCUGAGAUGUGUUCGCGCUGGCCGGUGGCUGGUGGUCAAUACUCGUGGGUUGCGAUGCUAGCACCGCCGCGAGUAUCAAGGCAAUUGUCUUAUAUCACCGGCUGGUUUAUGCUGAUUGGAAUCCUAGCAAUGGGUGCAGUAAACAACUCAGUCGGUUCAAACUACAUCCUAGGUCAAGCAAAUUUAAUCUUCCCAGACUUCGUCAUCGAAAGAUGGCACGCAGUGCUAGUCGCCUGGGCCAUAGGCUUAUUCGCGUUGGCAGUGAAUAUCUUUGCGCCGCACGCUUUGCAUCGUCUCUCACGGAUAAUCCUCCUAUGGAACAUCGCCUCGUUCAUAAUCGUGAUCAUAACCCUGCUAGCAACGAACAAGCAAAAGCAACCCGCAAGCUUCGUCUUCCACGAUUUCCGAAAUAUGACCGGUUUAGGCACGGCGAUGGCGACCAUAGUCGGCAUCCUGCAAUCCUUCUUUGGGAUGUGCUGCUACGACGCACCGAGUCAUAUGACAGAAGAGAUGACGCAUGCCAGUCGCGAUGCGCCUAGGGCAAUUAUCCUCUCUGUGAUCAUGGGCGCCGUGACGGGGUUUGUGUUCCUGCUUACGCUUUGCUUUUGUAUGGGUGAUAUUGGGAGCACGGCUGGAUCGAGUACUGGUGUUCCUGUUAUUCAGAUCUUUUAUGAUUCUACGCGGAGUACAGUUGGGACUUGUUUUUUGGCGACUUUGAUUACUGUGAUUGUUAUUGUUGCUUCUGUUAGUCUUGUUGCUGAGGGGUCACGGUCUGUUUAUGCUUUUGCUAGGGAUCAUGGAUUGCCGUUCUCGGGGUUGUGGGCGAGGGUUGAGCCUAGGAGAAAGAUUCCCCUUUAUUCUAUUGUUCUUACGUUGGUUGUGCAGCUUGCUUUGAAUGCUAUUUAUUUUGGGACGGUGACGGGGUUUGAUACGAUUGUUUCCUUGGCUACGACGGGAUUCUAUGUUUCGUACGGGCUUGCCCUGUUUUCCCGGCUAUUGGGCUAUUUCUUCGGCUAUCGAACCUCCUCUUUCGAGGGAUCAUUUUCCCUACCUCUUUCAUUAUCCCUCAGCUUCAAUGCCAUCGGCUUAGUAUUCCUGUUGUUUGCAUCUAUUACAUUCAACUUCCCGUCUGGGGCGCCGGUCACCUCGGAUUCGAUGAACUAUACCAGUGCCGCGAUCGGACUGGUGACAGUCCUGAGCUUCAUAACCUGGUUCACUACCGCAAGGAAGCGCUUCACUGGGCCAUCGGACGUUAUGAACCUCGUUGUGGACGGUGUAGAAGGUCCAUCGACGUUGGGGGCUGAGAACACUGGCUCAAAGAAGAGUACAGAAAGUAAAUAA
Messenger RNA from Penicillium antarcticum, 1590 nucleotides. RefSeq lists its product as uncharacterized. Gene Ontology annotation, molecular function: transmembrane transporter activity. Gene Ontology annotation, cellular component: membrane. The transcript has 3 exons. The record is from RefSeq and is a predicted model, not a curated record. The coding region runs from base 1 to 1590 and encodes 529 amino acids. NCBI's taxonomy places the organism in Eukaryota, Fungi, Ascomycota, Eurotiomycetes, Eurotiales, Aspergillaceae. Gene Ontology annotation, biological process: transmembrane transport; amino acid transport.